GAAUUACCAGGCGAACUUCAGAAAAUACUGGUGCCCAGGUCCCAACCCUAGAGACUGUGCGUGAGCGGGACUUUGGAGGUUUUAAGGGUCCCAGGUGAUUGCAAUCUGCAGGCGAGUUUGAGAAGCUUUGCUUUACCAGGUGGUGCGAGGGCCGGGCGCAGUGAGCGCCGCGCGCCACUGGGUGGCGCUGCCCACUCGGCCCGGCGCUCGGGGAGGCGCGCGAGGCCGUGGCCGGGUGCGCACCUGCCCCGCCUCCUCCAGGCGGGCCACGGGGCAUGCAGCCGGUCGGGGGCGGGGCUCCGAGGCCGGGAUGCGGCCCCGGGCUCCCCGGCAGCCUCCGCCAGCUGGACCCCGUCGCGCUCCUGAUGCUGCUCGUGGACGCCGGCCGGCCGGAGCCCGUGCGCAGCGGGGCGCGCGAGCUCGCGCUCUUCCUGACCCCCGAGCCCGGGGCCGAGGCGAAGGAGGUGGAGGAGACCAUUGAGGGGAUGCUCCUCAGGCUGGAAGAGUUCUGCAGCCUGACUGACAUGAAAUUAGCAGAGAGAAAAGAUUUGCGUUUGAUCCACUGUGUUCCGACCCUGCUGAGCGACACUUCACAGAUCUUGGAGGAAAGCAUCCCGCUCCUUCAGGCCAAAGUGACAGAAAUGCGUGGCAUCUAUGCCAAAGUGGACCAGCUAGAGGCCUUCGUCAAGAUGGUUGGGCACCACGUCUCCUUCCUGGAGGCCCACGUGCUUCAGGCCGAGCGGGACCACGGGGCCUUCCCGCAGGCUCUGCGGAGGUGGCUGGGCUCCGCGGGGCUUCCCUCCUUCAGGAAUAGCUAAUUGGUGCUAUUUUCAACAUUCUUUUGUGGAGCCAACCACCUUUGAGGCCGGCCAACAAAACCUCCAAGGAUUCUAUUGAUAACCAGCAUCAGAGCGAGAACUGUACGGCUCGCACAUGACAGUAGCCGGCUGGGGACCUUGGCCAACUGUUGAUAGAGGCCACAGACACUCGUCUGGAGGUGGACCACCGCUGCCUGGACUCUGGGCAUAAGCGUGCCUCCUGUCGGGCCGCGGAGAAUCUGACAAGGCGGUUGCUGAACUGAGCAGACCCCUGGGAGGGGGUGGCUGGUUUGAUGCUCUGGGCUGGGAAAGAAACUCCCUUUCCUUGCUCUGUGCCGAGAGUGGGUCAGUCCUGGCUCCACCCACAUCCAUCCACCGAUGGCCUCCCUCUAAUUCACCACUGCUCCGGUGACUACCCUUUGCCCUGUGAUGUUUCCUCGGCCAAGGGUGCUGGCCCCACGCUCCCCAUGGAGCCACCUGUGAGCGACCCUUCUGAGGCGUGAACACCUACCCUGGGAGCCCAGAGACCCGAGGACAGGCUGCAGAAUUCGCAGGUCCCCUUUGUUAGAGCUUAUUAAGAAUUCCCAGGUAGUGACAGCAGAGCACUGAGGGAGAGCAGAGCCCGGGUGACUGCCCGGGGAGGGGGGCACACCCAUGCGGCCGGCCCUGUCUGUCACCUGCAAGUGUCACACCCUGACUGAGGUCCUGAGCCUGCUGAGUCUCAGUCCCCAUAUCUGUGUAGUGGGAUUUACAGUCAGAACCUCUGCACGGGGUCGUCGUGAGCCGUGAUUUUAAGUAACGUAAGGUUUAGCGGCUGUUAUUGUCACGACGUGGGUGUUACUAUUCAAUAGCUCUUAUAUGUGUCGUUGGCCCAGGGCUUUGCAGAUGCUGCUGUGGGCGCACUUUAUUUAUUUAUUUUUCAAUGACGUUUCUCUUUUGGAUGAUUAUAGAUUUGCAGAAAGCUCAUAAAGGCAAUACAGAGUUCUGGUCGGCCCCUUAAUCACUUUCCUUCACUGUCAUCUUCCACCACGAAGGCACCGUCCUCAACACCAACACACCGUCCUAUUCACUCAACUUCUGGCCUGGCUUGGAUUUCACCAGAAUUUUCGUAGACAACCGUUUUCCGCCCCAGGCUCCCCUCCAGGCCAGCACAUUGCUUUGAGUCUGUUUUAUUUUUAAGGAUCUGGUGUCUCCAGUAGUGGGGCACGGACCUGGCAGGGCAGGGAUGCCAGCCUCGAGACACCUGGGGACUCCAGAACGGGGCCCCUUCAGGUGUCCCCAUCUGGAGAUGAUGCUUGUCACCACUGUCCUCGGGCUUCUGAGCCCUGACUUGGCAAGAGGCCGGCCCUUCCUGCUCUGCCUCAGGUGUUGAGCACAUUCAAGUUCAUUCACUUCUCGCCUGAGUCUCGCCUCCCUGGGGCUGUGGCCCUGAAGACUGACACAGGUCUCAUCCCCGUGGAGCUCAGCCUGGUGGGGAGACUGAGGAAAGAGGUAGACAGGAUAUGCUCCUUCGUGGUGCAGUGGGGGAGGAAGGGUGACCGGUGAAAUGGGGGGGUCCCCUUAGGAGGGUCGGAAGGAAGACACCAGCAUGAGAAGACCCUAGGGGCAAAGCCUUGAGGGGGACGAGCAGGUGCAAGGGUCUGAGUCAAGACGGACCCUGGGGAAGUCCAGGAACAGAUUUCCAGGCUGGAGGGUUAUGAGUGCUGGGAGGUGACAGACUGAGUUUAGAGUCAGGCUGGACCAUAGGGUUCUGGGGUCACAAACCCCUGCUCUAUGGGCCAGGCAGGUGGCUGAGGUGAGAGCACGGGUCCCCUCCGAAAGGGGCUGGCAGAGCUCAGCACCAGCUUGUCAUCACCACUCUGUGCACCAGAGCUCCGGAUUUUUUAAACAAGAAGCUGGAGAUCUAUCUUUUCAAGCGAAGUGGCAUUUCAUUCAAAAACAGGAGGAUGCAAACGACCGAACAGAAGCAACAAUACUAGUAAAGACACUCAGCCCAGUGGAGGCCACGCGGGACACAGCUGCGGUCUGGGUCUGGCCGGACGAGUACCCGUCAGUGACCUCAGUGGCAGGGCCUGUAGGCGACGGUGAAGGGUCGCAUUAUCUUCUAAGUGUUGUAUUGGCCAGAGGAUCAGAUUUGUUUCUUAGGACAAUCCCUUGGGCUGCCAUGUGGAGAACGGGUUAAGGGCAAGAGCCUCAGCUGGGGGCGAUGGGACGACAGCGGUGACGGGGAGAGGGAUCUGGGAAGAGUUAGCAGAAGGGAUUGAGGACGGGGGGGCUGCGGGCGUCCAGUUUGGGCGGUGGGUGGGCCUCACUUUGAGUCACAUAACUAUUGAAAGCCUCAGUUUGCCCAUCCGUAGAAGGGCUUUGUGAUACCUGUGCAGAUUUGGGUUUCUGGAACAUAGCGGGUGCUCAAUUAAAAAUACACACGUAGGGGCGCCUGGGUGGCUCAGUCAGUUAAGCAUCUGCCUUCGGCUCGGGUCGUGAUCCCAGGGUCCCGGGAUCGAGCCCCGCAUCGGGCUCCCUGCUCGGCGGGA
Zalophus californianus (California sea lion) is the source of this 3352-nucleotide messenger RNA. It is a transcript of the gene BCAS4, whose product is annotated as breast carcinoma amplified sequence 4. NCBI's taxonomy places the organism in Eukaryota, Metazoa, Chordata, Mammalia, Carnivora, Otariidae. The transcript has 6 exons. The coding region runs from base 276 to 818 and encodes 180 amino acids. The record is from RefSeq and is a predicted model, not a curated record. Gene Ontology annotation, cellular component: BLOC-1 complex.